AUGGUUGACAAAGAGAGAAAAAGAGCUCAUACUCAACAGAAACUCUCUGAUAUAAAGGAAGCAUUCGACGAGAUCGAGUAUAAAAUACCAUAUAAUUUUGUGGAGUUCAACGAUGUGGAACAAAAGCUUGACAAGGAAGAAGAGUUUGGAAUACUACCACAUGAGAUUGGCCAUUUUCAGAAUCUGGUUACUUUUGAUGCUGGACAUAAUGAGAUUGCAGGCUCAAUUGAUUUCAAUAUUUUCAUGAAUAUGUCUGCUCUGCAAACCAUAUAUCUAGGGCACAACAAAUUCACAGGGAACCUUUUAAGGGAUGUCGGGAAUAUUACCAUGCUAACAGAGUUAUACCUCCAGGAAAACCAUUUCACAGGGCUUAUUCCCGCUGAAUUUGGCCAACUUUACCAUUUGUCGACAUUACUUUUACGGCGGAACAGCUUGAGUGGUUCGAUUCCACAUGAGCUCUUUAACAUUUCAACUCUUCGGAUUCUUGGACUUGUCGAGAAUGCUCUGUCAGGGGUUCUUCCAACCCAUUUAUGCCAUGGUUCUCCCUCUCUCGAACGACUUUAUCUUGGCAAUAAUUCCAUCAGUGGAGCAAUACCCAACUCCAUCUCUAACUGUUCUCAACUCAUAUACCUCUCACUUUCUGAUAACAAAUUCAGUGGUUAUAUACCUACUCAUCUCGGCAACCUAAGACAACUACAAAGUCUUCAAUUGUUCAGCAACAAUCUUACCCAGGCACCAUCUUCUUCCUUCAUUACUUCAUUGACAAAUUGCAAGUCUCUAACUCGUUUGGAAAUUGAUGAUAAUCCUCUAAAUGGUGUCAUUCCAGCUUCUAUCGGGAACUUAUCUUCCUCACUUCAAACAUUCAGCGCCGGCAACUGCAAAUUCAGUGGCAGCAUUCCUGUUGAAAUAGACAAUUUAAGCAAUCUGAUGAGAUUGGCUUUGCAAGGCAAUGAGUUAUCUGAAUCGAAUGCCUUUCAAGUGGCGGCCACCAAUUUGAACCCCCGCUUUGCCGCCGUUGCCGAGCCCGAGCCCGACGUGGAGGAGAUUGCUUCUAUGCCGGCGGGCACCAAACGUAGCAACUAUUAUCCACCAGAAACGGUGCUAAUUUGCCAUUUGUAUUGCGAGCACACCCACGACUCUGUGGUGGGUGUCGACCAAAAAGGGGCGAAGUUUUGGGGCUCCCUCUGCACCGAAUACAACGCUAACAGGCCCCAAGGAUCUAUUUCACGCGACGUCACGCAAAUCAAAUCUCACUUUCAACGGGUGUCGAAGGAUGCAAAGAGGUUUGAGGCCAUGCACAAAAAAUGCCACGAUCAAUGGAAAUCAGGCAUGAGUGAUAUUCAAAUCCUGGAGCAAGCAGAGGCAAUGUGGCUAGCCGAGUACCGUGUUCCGUUCCGGUAUCCGCAUGCAUGGAAGAUCUUGCGCGAGUCCAAGAAAUUUGCAAGUCUCGGCGAGAAUGUUCACUCCGAUGUCCAUUCGGACAAACGAUCAAAGAGGUCCGACGGUCUUCCCACAACGACUUCUAGUGACGCGAGUAUCUCCACCCGGCCCCAAGGCCAAAAGGCGGCCAAGAGAGACAAGCGGAAAGGCAAGAAAAAAGCCGAAGAGACGUCCGAGGAUAACCAAAAAGCUCUCGGAAAUCUUUAUCUAAACUCCAACAUGUUGAAUUCAAGCAUACCUUCAAGCUUAUGGGGCCUAACAGAUUUGAUCACUCUAGACUUGUCCUCAAAUUCAUUAAAUGGGUCUCUACCUCUAGAGAUGAGUAACUUAGGAGCAGCGAUCUAUAUAAACGUAUCGAUGAAUCAGUUGUCAAAGUCUAUUCCUAGCACUAUUGGGAAGUUGCAGAAUUUGAUUUAUUUGUCUUUGGCAAAUAAUAGACUAGAAGGUUCUAUACCUGUGUCUAUGGGAAGCAUGAUCAGUUUGGAAAAUCUCGACUUGUCGUACAACAACCUCUCUGGUUCAAUUCCAAAGUCUUUAGAAGCACUUCAACACCUCGACUACUUUAAUGUCUCUUUCAAUAGUUUAAGUGGAGAAAUUCCUAAUGGAGGUUCUUUUAGAAACUUCACUAUGGAUUCUUUUAAGGGUAAUGAGGCAUUGUGUGGAAUCCCCAAAAACAAAAGGAAAGAUAAGACGACAAGAGAAGUUGAUGAGUUGAUAUUCAUUGUGUCGGAAAGAAUCUCUUAUUAUGAGCUGCUGCGAGCAACGAAAAGAUUCGAUGAAAGCAAUUUACUUGGCACUGGGAGUUCUUGCUUUGUUUAUAAAGGAAUUCUUAACAAUGGGAUGAAUAUCGUUGUCAAGGUGUUCAAUAUGCAGCUAGAAGGUAUUUCAAGAAUAUUUGAUGUCGAAUGUGAGAUACUACGUAGCAUUCGACACAGGAAUCUGACAAGCGUCAUAAGCAGUUGCUCUAAUGAAGAGUUCAAGGCAUUAGUACUUGAAUAUAUGCGAAAGGGAAACCUUGAAAAGUGGUUAUAUUCCCACAACUAUUGCUUGAAUAUGAUGGAAAGAUUGAAUAUAAUGAUUGAUGUUGCAUCUGCUUUGGAGUAUCUUCACCACGGUUAUUCAAUACCCAUUGUCCACAGCGACUUGAAGCCUAGUAAUGUGCUGUUAGAUGAAGACAUGGUUGCCCAUGUAAGCGACUUUGGGAUAGCAAAGUUGUUAUGUGAUGGAGAUAGCUUUGUGUUAACCAACACGCUAGCAACAUUGGGUUACAUUGCUCCGGAGUAUGGUUUGGAAGGGCAAGUUUCAACAAGGUGUGAUGUGUAUAGCUACGGGGUGAUGUUGAUUGAAACUUUUACGAGAAAAAUGCCUAGUGAUGAUAUGCUUUGCGGAGAUAUGAGCUUAAAGAGAUGGGUAGAACUCUCACUUUCGGAGAACCCAGAUGAAGUGAUAGAUGCCAACUUAGUCAUGAAUUUGGAGGAAGAAAUGAUUGACAAGAAUAUGCAGUGUGUGUCAUCCAUACUUGAAUUAGCUCUGAAAUGCUCCGCCGACUCUCCAGGGGAUAGAAUCAACAUGAAACAAGCACAUGCAGAGUUGCAGAAAAUCAAACAUCGAUUUUCCCAAAGAGAUUCAAACUCCAACAUUUUGAAUUCAAGCAUACAAUCAAGCUUAUGGGGCCUAAAAGAUUUGAUCGAAUUAGACUUGUCCUCAAAUUCAUUAAAUGGGUCACUACCUCUAGAGAUGAGUAACUUAGGAGCAGCGAUCUAUACAAAUGUAGCAAUGAAUAAGUUGUCAGGGUCAAUUCCAAGCACUAUUGGGAAGUUGCAGAAUUUGGUUGAUCAAUCUUUGGCAAAUAAUAGACUAGAAGGUUCUAUUCCUGUAUUUAUGGGAAGCAUGAUCAGUUUGGCAAAUCUCGACUUGUCAUACAACAACCUCUCUGGUUCAAUUCCAAAAUCUUUAGAAGUACUUCAACAUCUCGAAUCCUUUAAUGUCUCUUUCAAUAGUUUAAGUGGAGAAAUUCCCAAUGGAGGUUCUUUUAGAAACUUCACUAUGGAUUCUUUUAAGGGUAAUGCGGCAUUGUGUGGAAUCCCCCAGUUCCAUGUCCAAACUUGCUCUUCCAUUUCUAAUCACAGAUCAAAGAGAAAGAAGGUGGAACGAGCUCCAUUUAUUGUUUUCGGGGUUGUGGCUUUCAUCUCAAUUGUUUCUUUGGCCUUCAUAAUUGUCAGAAACAAAAGGAAAGAUAAGACGACUAGAGAAGUUGAUGAGUUGAUAUUCAUUGUGCCGGAAAGAAUAUGA
This is a messenger RNA of Salvia miltiorrhiza (redroot sage), 3732 nucleotides long. RefSeq names its product probable LRR receptor-like serine/threonine-protein kinase At3g47570. The record is from RefSeq and is a predicted model, not a curated record. Bases 1 to 3732 code for a protein of 1243 amino acids. The transcript is spliced from 9 exons. Lineage: Eukaryota; Viridiplantae; Streptophyta; Magnoliopsida; Lamiales; Lamiaceae. Gene Ontology annotation, cellular component: plasma membrane. Gene Ontology annotation, molecular function: ATP binding; protein kinase activity; protein binding. Gene Ontology annotation, biological process: hormone-mediated signaling pathway; protein phosphorylation.